AGUCAAACAGCUACAAAAUCUUGUGAGAUUUUCUCAGUUUUCCUUUUGUUCACCUGCCUGCCUGUAAGUCCGGUCAAUCGAAUCAUGCUGACCACUCUGUUUCUCGCCUUCCUGGUGUCUUCUGUCAGUGCCACAGAGAAAGACAGUGCUAUUCCCAGGCUGAAUGAUACCGAAGCUGUUGAGGCCUUCAUCAACUCUGCUGAAGUAGUGGUCAUCGGAUUUCUGGAGGGAGAGGAGCGUCAUGGCUAUAAGGAGCUUGUUGCAGCUGCAAAACGCAUUGACUCAGUCCCUGUAGCCAUUUGCACUGUGAAAGAGGUGUGGGCUGACUACAGCCUCUCCUCAGACACCAUCACCCUCUUCAGAAAGGCAGAUAACCACCAGGAGAAUCUUGUUCUCUCAGAGGCUAAGAAAUUAGACACUGACGGCCUUGUAAACUUCAUCAGCAUCAACGAGGUCCGAUACAUCACAGAAUACAACCAAGUGACAGCAGUGGGCCUGUUCAAUUCAGAGGUGAAGGCACACCUCCUGCUGUUUGCCAACCGGGGAAGUAAAGAAUAUACUGAGCUCAAGGAGCGACUGGGAGCUCUGGCCCCUGAGUUCACAGGCAAGUUCUUGUUCGUGCUGAUUAACGGAGCAGUGAAGUCCAACUCCCGGUCACUCGGCUACUUUGGCAUCAAGUCUCGAGACCUCCCACGAGUUGGCAUCUACGAUGGCGACUCAGACAUGAAGUGGCUCCUUCCUGCAGGAGAGAUUUCUACUGAAAGAGUACGGGAGUUUUGCCAGUCCUUCCUGCGAGGAGAACUGAAGGACGUGAAGCAGGCCGGAGCAGAAGCCAAAACAGAGCUCUAGGACUAACAGAACAAAAGUAAAUGAAUUAUUAUACAUUAAAUAAAU
Toxotes jaculatrix (banded archerfish) is the source of this 894-nucleotide messenger RNA. RefSeq names its product endoplasmic reticulum resident protein 27. NCBI's taxonomy places the organism in Eukaryota, Metazoa, Chordata, Actinopteri, Toxotidae. Gene Ontology annotation, biological process: protein folding; response to endoplasmic reticulum stress. Gene Ontology annotation, cellular component: endoplasmic reticulum. Bases 85 to 849 code for a protein of 254 amino acids. The transcript is spliced from 7 exons. The record is from RefSeq and is a predicted model, not a curated record.